This is a messenger RNA of Arctia plantaginis, 426 nucleotides long. The record is from the annotation of a GenBank genome assembly. Lineage: Eukaryota; Metazoa; Arthropoda; Insecta; Lepidoptera; Erebidae.
AUGAAUCCAAAGUUAAUGAUACCAGAUGACAUGGGACAGUUACAUUCGCUGACCACCGUGCUGAUACAUGAAACUGACAGAUUUAACACUUUACUAGCUCUAAUACAUUCUUCGCUUAAUGAUCUCCAGAAGGCUAUCAAAGGUCUUGUGGUAAUGUCUGAAGCAUUUGAAGCAGUUUUCACUUCUUUCCUCAACAAUAAAGUGCCUGGCAUGUGGCAUAGAAAAGGAUAUAAUUCUUUGAAGUCACUUGGCAGUUGGAUCUACGACCUCACAUUACGAAUUGAUUUUGUGGAGAAAUGGCUCGUGGAAGGACUUCAACCGAGUAGCUGGGUGUCAGGCUUUGUUCUUUCCGCAAGGCCUGCUGACGGGUUCACUACAAUCGUAUGCACGUCGUUACCGAGUGCCUAUAGACGCAUUGAUGUUUGA